This is a messenger RNA of Anguilla rostrata (American eel), 4083 nucleotides long. It is a transcript of the gene ccdc126, whose product is annotated as coiled-coil domain containing 126. Lineage: Eukaryota; Metazoa; Chordata; Actinopteri; Anguilliformes; Anguillidae. The coding region runs from base 398 to 919 and encodes 173 amino acids. The transcript has 3 exons. Gene Ontology annotation, cellular component: membrane. The record is from RefSeq and is a predicted model, not a curated record.
GUGAAACGGGUGGUUAGCUGGCUAAACUGGACCAUUCUCAUGGGCGAUCUGUCUGAUUAAUGUACCCAUACGGAGAAGUAUAUACAGCGGAUUGAUUCAUAUGAAGUCUGUUUUCAUUAGUGGUAAGUAGGCAGCUGACGUACUAGUGGUUCUUUUAGCCCGUGAAGAAUCCAGGUCGUUAGCGAGCCACACCGCUAGCUUGACGUAGUAAAAACGCUUUUCGGUCUGUAUCGUUAGCCACCCAGCUUCCCCUGCUUUUCUGGCAGAGCUGAAAGUCGUGGAUCAAACUGUCAUCAUGACAUAGAAGGACCAGAGAUUGAGGUCGGUGCCGUACUCACCUGAGCUCGCCCGUGUGUGGCCCCUCCCUCCUGGCGUGGGCGUGGCAGGGGGCGGGGCCAUGCUGGGCUCCUCCCUCCUGCGCAGGAACAUGUCUCAGAAGCUGAGCGCGCUGCUGCUGCUCUCGGGGCUGAUCUGGGGGCUGCUGCUCCUGCGCUACACCUUCCAGCAGCCGGGCCGGCAGAGCAGCGCCCAGCUGCGGCAGCAGAUCCUGGAGCUGAGCCACCGCUACGUCCGCGUGCUGAGCGAGGAGAGCCGGCAGGCCGCCGGGCCCCAGGGCCCCUCCAUGGCGGGGCAAGCGGACCUGAAGAGGACGAUUGCCAUACUGCUGGACGACAUCUUGCAGCGGCUGGUCAAGCUGGAGGGCAAAAUGGACACCGCGGUGAACGGCUCGCUGCCCAAUGGCACGCAUGCGGCGGGCGCCGUCCCCGCCCCUGGCCCCGCCCCCCUGGCCCUCGCCCGGCACCGUGGCCAGGACACGCCCCCCCGCCGCCUGCAGACCCGCCGGCCGGCCACGCCCGCCCCGCCCCCCCGGCGCACGGAGACGGCGCUCCGCCGGCGGCGAACGGCGGGAAGCAGAUAGCGAGCGGGCGCUUAAGCCCCGCCCCCCCCAGUGAAGUUCCGCACCACGGGCGCAUCGGAGACAUGCUUCUGACAUUUUGUUUCACAUCUGCUGUUUUAUGUGUGUUUGGGGUUUUUCGGGGGUUUUUUUUGGGGGGGGGGGGUGGUUGUUCCUUUUUUCUGUUACUCCAUUAUGAGUCACUUUCGUUUCCGCCUGGAACUGAGGAAAUGGGCGUGACAUGCAGUCGAAUAAGGGGAACAUCCUGUUUGGAUGUGACAUGCAGUCGAAUAAGGGGAACUUCCUGUUUGGACGUGACAUGCGGUCGAAUAAGGGGAACUUCCUGUUUGGACGUGACAUGCGGUCGAAUAAGGGGAACUUCCUGUUUGGACGUGACAAGCGGUCGAAUAAGGGGAACUUCCUGUUUGGACGUGACGCAGCAGUGUGGCGCCGCGCUUGCGUACGAGCGCCCGUGUCCCAGUGGAGCAAUGCCCCAUGGAGAGCCGAGCCGAGGGGGAACAGACACUCUCAUUUGGGGGGCGGGGGGGGGGGGUUUCCCUAAUCAGCACCCUGAACUCAGCGUAGCAGUACAGUAAAUUACAAAACAAAAUCCAAAGAACCUAACCUGCACUGUGUGCUUAGACUGACUAAAUGUAUUUUUCUUAACCAGCAUUGAAAAUGGUUUGAGUAGAAUGUAUAUUUACGGGGAGGGGCAGUAGUCUGAGCAGGCUUUUAUGUUGGGGGGGGGGGGGGUGACCACCUGUUGUGGUGGUCUGUGAACGCUGACACACUUGGGCAUAAUCAAUGCUGUUCCAGUUUGUGUGCGAAAUUAGAAGCUAUAAUGUAAACCAGUUAACAGCAAAGCCUUACAGUCGCUUUUAAAAGAUGGUUCCUACUCUUAGGCUUCAUUAGGAGUCUGUAGGUGAACUAUUUUCAGUAACCAAUGGCAACGCUUUCCACGUCAGCUUGAGCUGAAGCACACGCACACGCACACGUACACACAUAUCUUAUGCAAGCACGUUGUCCUGCUGUGUUUUGCUGAGAGGCUGUCCCAGCAGCAGACAGCUGUUUGAUCUUUACCCGCGCGAACCGGGCCGAAGUCCGGCCACAGCGCUGGCUGUGCGCUUGGGGUCCAGUUAAGCACUUUCACAGAGUUCCAGUCGGGAGGAGACGUUGAGUAACUGCAGCGAUGUGUUGACGAGCAGAACCUGAAGCCGUUUCACAUCAUGUUAAAUGUAAAUGUCCACUUCCCCUUUGCCACAUGUGGAGAUGCCACAUUCUGCUCUCUUGCAGUUUUUUUUCCAAACUUUCUUUUCCUUCUACGUAGUGGAGGUCAGUCAAAAAUAACCUAUAGGCACCAGAUGUCCGUCUCUAGCUUUCCGUCCAUAUUCUUCUUCCUUUCCGUUUUGGUCCGUAGCGGGAGUUUCUGGUGCAGCGUUGCAGUUUAUGAAUACAGUAUGCGCCCAAUGACUGAACCUCCACUGCAACCACGCCCCCUUAAUUAAUAUUCAUGACUUCUGUCAAGUUGGAAUGUUCUGGCUCCAGCCGAAUGGAGGCCACUUUCAGCGCUAGAAACACAAAGCUGAGCAUUCGGUUGGGUGUACAGAAUCCAUGGUGUCGUUCAGUCCCAGCUCUCAGUGCUGUUCUGUGCUGAAUAUUAGUCCUCCUGGCCUAUAGGAGGAUUAUGCUGGAAUAUGAGCUUCACACCCCUUCCAAAUCCCUGUAGAACUCGACAAACGGCUGUUUAUCUGAGACUGAUCACCGGGGCUUGUGAUGUCAUAUCCUGUUAGGAACAGUACCAAUAUGAGGUUCUCAUAAAGCAAAGUAAGAAGAGGAUAGAAACCAUCUAAGAAGGGAGAUGAUGUCAGAGCCGGACGUUUACCUGCAGGUUUGGUGUGUGGCAGGGCUCAGGUGCGGGUGAUUGAGAGGGAAGGUGUCAGCGCUGGUCUUCAUAUGCUCACAAACCUGUAAAUAACACGAUCUCUGUCCCAGCCAUAUAGGACCAGGAGGGGCCUGCCCUAAAGCCUGGCUGACUGACCCCUCUAAAAUCAUCUCCUCUUUGUUAAGUUUGAUUAAAGUGUCUGAAAUUACAGUUGAUAACUCUGAUUAAAAGCUGUGCUUGGCAGAGCUAUCAGGGUCAACCCUUGUAAGAGUAAGACCAUUUAUAAGCUUCGCCAAACAUUUCAAGAUUUCCUGUUAGCAGAAAAUCGACCGGACAUUCAUUUUGGAAGGAUAUUUGUUUGUUCCGCACGUUUGCGCACACUUUAAAUGAUCGCUUAGCAACAUGCGGGCGGGUCAGGCUCCACCGUCGGUUACCUGGCCGGACGGUGUCAGAAGAGAACUGGUGAUGUCAGUCAAUGCGUCCGACACACAUUUCGGUUUUCAGACAUUUCAGUAUUCCACGGUUGAGUCUGUGUGAGUGUGCGCCGUCCAGGUUCGCCGGGCACUCUGGGUGAUUUUGCUUAAUUUUGUUCUCCGUUUUUCUCCCCGUGCGGUAUGAGGGGUGUACACCUCUCGCCAAAGACCGAGAGGGUCCCAGUCACCCCCUGGGUGCCCCGGGACAGGUCUGGGACCGGCUGUCCCGUCUUGCACCCCAAAAGUCCAGACAUUUCUGUUCCAGGGUCGGCUGAGAAAGGCAUGUGUCAUUCCGUACACCGUCACAAUCUCUGGAGUCCUCCCAGGACAGCGGGAGUGUUAUUAACGCCUGAUACUAAAGGACACGGACGCAUACACUCCGACAUUGGGCGCGGUUUUAGGGCGUUUUUAGCUGAGAUGGCGCGUGAAUAUUGUGCACAUUUCCUCUGCAGUAGAAUCAUUUGCAGUUCAUCCCAAGUCCACGGUUUGUUGCACAGGGGUUCCUGAUCUUAAACAGGAUAUUCCCCCCAUGGGUGAAGUGUAUUCAUUCUCUGAAGUAAUUUAGCUGAAAUUGUGUUUUUUUCCUUUUAAUGGUUUUAUGGUUCUGAAUGUAGAAAACUAUGCUUUGUACUCUUUUAUAUUGAGAACACAAGUGCACAAAAUGUAUUAGCGGACAUGCUGGUCCUGUUUCCAAAUGUAAGGCAGGUUUUGUUUUUAAUUUAAGAAGAAAGGUUUUCCUUCAUAUUUGGUAGAAACAGGCCUCUGUGUAUCGAUUAAUUGUCAUUAAACAUGGAGCUCAUGUUUGACGAAUAAAGCAAUUUUGAAGAUCCCAA